AUGAUAGGUGAUCAGGUUCCUGCAGAUGGAAUCUUGAUAAACGGUCAUUCUCUUGCCAUUGAUGAAUCUAGCAUGACAGGGGAAAGCAAGAUUGUUCACAAAGACCAGAAAUCACCAUUUUUGAUGUCAGGUUGCAAAGUAGCGGAUGGUGCUGGAACUCUGCUGGUAACUGGUGUGGGAAUUAAUACUGAAUGGGGAUUGUUGAUGGCUAGUAUUUCAGAAGAUACAGGGGAAGAAACACCUUUGCAGGUACGCCUGAAUGGGGUUGCCACUUUCAUUGGCAUAGUUGGACUGACUGUGGCUCUUUCUGUGCUCAUUGUUCUCUUUACCAGGUUUUUCACUGGGAAUUCAAAAAAUGCUGACGGAUCCGUUCAGUUUGUACAUGGGAAGACUAGCAUGGGUCAAACUGUUGAUGGAGCCAUAAAAAUUAUAACAGCUGCAGUCACAAUUGUGGUUGUCGCAGUCCCAGAAGGCCUUCCUCUGGCUGUAACCUUGACCCUAGCGUACUCUAUGAAGAAAAUGAUGGCUGACAAGGCUUUGGUGCGUAGGCUUUCAGCUUGUGAAACUAUGGGAUCCGCAACAACCAUUUGUAGUGAUAAGACUGGAACUUUAACCAUGAAUCAGAUGACAGUAGUUGAGGCCUAUAUUGGGAGUAAGCAAAUUGAUCCUUCUGAGGAUGGCACACAGCUGAAUGCAGCAGUUUCCUCUCUUCUAGAUGAGGGAAUAGCUCAGAAUACUGCAGGCAGUGUAUUUCCAUCUAAGGAUGGUGCAGGAAUAGAUGUUUCUGGAUCUCCCACUGAAAAAGCUAUUCUUCAUUGGGGUGUCAAGUUGGGGAUGAAGUUUGAUGCCGUUAGAUCCGAAUCUAUUAUUCUCCAUGUUUCUCCUUUUAAUUCCACUAAGAAACGAGCCGGUGUUGCAUUACGAGGACGGACUGACUCUCAAGUUCAUCUACACUGGAAGGGAGCGGCCGAAGUAAUUUUAGCCUCAUGUUCACAGUUUAUGGAUGCAGAUGGUAGCUUGCAGUCUAUUGAUGAGGAUAAGAAGGUUUUUUUCAAAGAUGCUAUUGAAACUAUGGCUGCAAAAAGCUUGAGGUGUGUUGCCAUUGCUUACAGAACAUAUGAAACAGACAAGGUUCCGGCCAAUGAUGAACAGCUAGAACAAUGGACUUUACCAGAAGAUGAUCUUGCUUUGCUUGCAAUUGUUGGUAUAAAGGAUCCUUGCCGUCCAGGUGUCAAAGAAGCAGUGAAACUAUGUUCAGAUGCUGGCAUUAAGGUGCGCAUGGUAACUGGAGAUAAUCUUCAAACAGCCAAAGCAAUUGCUGUGGAAUGUGGAAUACUUUCUUCAGAUGAAGAUAAUGUUGAGUACAGUAUUAUAGAAGGGAAGACAUUUCGUGAGUUGCCUGACAGAGAGAGAGAGCAAGUUGUAAAAAAGAUAUCGGUUAUGGGAAGGUCAUCUCCUAGCGACAAGCUUUUGCUUGUGCAAACAUUGCGUAAACUAGGGGAAGUUGUUGCUGUAACUGGAGAUGGAACCAAUGAUGCUCCAGCAUUGCACGAGGCUGAUAUUGGUCUUGCCAUGGGAAUACAAGGAACUGAAGUUGCUAAAGAAAGCUCAGACAUCAUUAUUUUAGAUGACAAUUUUUCUUCAGUAGUAAAGGUUGUCCGCUGGGGGCGUUCUGUAUAUGCAAAUAUUCAGAAAUUUAUCCAGUUUCAGCUCACUGUUAAUGUUGCAGCUCUUGUAAUAAAUGUAGUUGCAGCAGUUUCUUCUGGCGAUGUUCCUUUAAAUACCGUGCAGCUUCUUUGGGUUAAUCUCAUCAUGGAUACUCUAGGAGCUCUGGCAUUGGCUACCGAACCACCAACUGACCAUCUUAUGCAUAGACCUCCAGUUGGUCGAAGGGAGCCUCUUGUAACAAAUAUCAUGUGGAGGAACUUGCUCAUACAGGCUAUAUAUCAAGUUACUGUCCUCCUUAUCUUUAACUUCUGUGGUAAGACCGUUCUCAACUUAAAGAAUGAGCCAUCGGAGCAUGCUAACAUGGUGAAGAAUACCGUGAUAUUUAAUGGAUUUGUUCUAUGUCAAAUAUUCAAUGAGUUCAAUGCUCGGAAACCGGAUGAGAUGAAUGUCUUUGAAGGGGUGACCAAAAACCACUUCUUCACUGGCAUUGUGGGAACUACAUUUAUAUUUCAGAUAAUUAUCAUCGAGUUCCUUGGAAAGUUCGCCACAACAGUUAAACUGAGUUGGAAUCUGUGGCUAGUUUGCCUUGCCAUUGGCAUUUUCAGCUGGCCCCUUGCCGUUGUUGGAAAAUUGAUUCCAGUUCCACAGACACCUCUAGCCAAGGUGUUCAUUAAGCCAUACCAGCGAUGUGUUGCAUCUCGUUGUAAUUCUAAUUAA
This is a messenger RNA of Fraxinus pennsylvanica, 2385 nucleotides long. NCBI's taxonomy places the organism in Eukaryota, Viridiplantae, Streptophyta, Magnoliopsida, Lamiales, Oleaceae. The record is from the annotation of a GenBank genome assembly.